Messenger RNA from Monopterus albus (swamp eel), 3606 nucleotides. It is a transcript of the gene senp6a, whose product is annotated as SUMO specific peptidase 6a. Lineage: Eukaryota; Metazoa; Chordata; Actinopteri; Synbranchiformes; Synbranchidae. Gene Ontology annotation, biological process: regulation of spindle assembly; regulation of kinetochore assembly; protein desumoylation. The record is from RefSeq and is a predicted model, not a curated record. Bases 99 to 3098 code for a protein of 999 amino acids. The transcript has 23 exons. Gene Ontology annotation, cellular component: cytoplasm; nucleus. Gene Ontology annotation, molecular function: SUMO-specific endopeptidase activity.
AGCAGUCGUCCUCCCCUGAGGAGAAAAAGUCUCCCAACCUGAGGCACUUCACUUCCUCAGGUGCCCUGAGGACGUAUGAAAACCGCUCUAAUAAUCGCAUGAGGUCGCUGAGCAAGCUGGUGCCCAAAAAGCUCAGCGAGGUCUCAGUAGCGACAUCCUCCCCCGUGCCCAUCAGAACCAACUACGUGAUCAUCAGUCCUGCACCGUCGCAAGGAAUCAUCCUACAGGGGCGACACUUUCAGCACGCACAAAUGCCCUCUGCAUUACGGAAACCAGUCCAAAGCAGCCUUGAUUUGAAGGAAAGAAAUGACUUCUCCACCACACAAGCUGUAGAAGUGGACAGCAUUGUGCUGACUUGUCCAGAGAUCCCAGCAGAGGAGACCCUGAACUGUAGUUUCCCCUCACAGAUCAAAUCCACAGAGCCUCUUCGGCCAACCAUCUGUCAGUCAGUGUGUGUGAAAUGCGACAAGCUGAGCGAAGACAGCAGUAAGUGUCAGAACUGUGGAAGCAGUCUGGCUGUGCUGCCCGGUCAGCAGGCCACGCUGCCAUCCCCGACCCCCCGUGCCCCCCUUAGAUCCCAGCCCUCCCCUGGACCAAACGCCCUGCAGCAAAACUUCUACAAGCCGGCCACGACCAUUAGGGCUCCCCGAAUCGUGAGCACCAGAGGAAACGUGGUCCCGGUGAACAACGGAAAGUUGCCUCUGCUAGCUGGGACGUCGAGCUGCUGUGGAGCCAGGAACCCCCCCAAGGGGAAGAGGACGACGGCGGCCCGGCAGCACGAGCUCAACGACCCCAUCAUUCUGUCCAGUGAUGAUGAGGAGGAGGCUGACAACGCCAGCACAGGAAGUGGUAACAGGUUGGACAGCAUGUCCCCUUGCCCUGCGGACUCGGCUCACUCCUCCCCGGCACCCUCUGGAGGCAGAGUGGAGGCGGCGGUGAAGAGCACGGAAGAGCAGGAGGAGGUCGGUGCUGAGGAAUUCUUUGAAGAUGUGAACAUGAAGGUCACGAUACCUCGGAAAGGUCGGAUAAAAGAUCAGCUUGGAUCUCAGCCUCCGGAGGAGUUUUCUCCCAGGACAAAAAAGCCCAAAGUCGUGCCUGAUAAGUGUGACAGCAUCAUCCUGGAAUGUCGCAGCGUCAGAGUGGGAACUCUGCGCAGGAUGGUGACGAAACCUGUCGUUUUUUCCGUUGACCACAUCCAGCUGGAAACUGAAGGCCCCAAUUGCGACAGCGUAGAAGUUUGUCUUCAGGCAUCAGAGCUGAUCAGCUGUGAGUGGUGCAACGUACGCAAGCUUCCCGUCUUGUUUUUCCAGACGACGCCGGAGGAGUGCAGUCGCCUGCGGGCACAGCUCAACAUGUCCAAGGAGAAGGGAGGCGAGUGGUACGACUGCGCUGGAGACCAGUCGGAUGAGAAGUACAUCGUUCUGAUCUUCGAGAAUGGCCUGCCGAUGAAGGAACAGGUCAUCCUUGAGGACAUCCUGGGUGAGAUUGGCAGGUCCAACAACCUGAGCAACUUCCCCACGAAGCUGAACUUUGACGAGGCCAACAUCCGACUGGUCAACUACAACAAGGCAUCGAAGGAGAAGGGGAAACCACUACAAACUUCUCUGAGAAUCACCCAGGCCUCCACUCCAGUCGGCAAAGUCUCCCCACUCACGCAGGGCACUCUGGGUACAUCGCUCACCAUGCCUGCACGUACACGGAUGGCCACUCGUCAGCAAACCAGCACAUACUUUGAAGAAGAAGACGAGGACAUGACCGACCUCCAGCCUACCUUCUCGGGACCAAUCGUCAAAUUAAUGGUGUAUCCUCCUCCUCCAGCCAAAGGCGGCAUAUCGGUCACUAAUGAAGACCUCCACUGCCUUAACGAUGGAGAGUUCCUAAACGAUGUUAUCAUAGACUUUUAUUUAAAAUAUUUAGUUUUAGAGAAAUUGAAAAAAGAAGAUGCACAAAGAAUCCAUGUGUUCAGCUCCUUCUUCUACAAGAGGCUGAACCAGCGAGAGCACAGGAAUAUUCCAGACACGACAAACCUGCCACUCCAGAAGAGGAAGCACAACAGGGUGAAGACGUGGACUCGGCACGUGGACUUGUUCCAGAAGGACUUCAUUUUUGUUCCCAUCAAUGAGUCAGCCCACUGGUACCUGGCAGUCAUCUGCUUCCCGGGCCUUGAGGGGCCGGUGUUUGAGCCGAACCCGCUGUAUCAGGACUCGUUGCCAGCCUCCACCACCUCAGACCCUCAGUCAGAAGAGAACAUCCCAGACCACUGUCGUCCUCUGUCCCCAGACGGAGACGAUCUGGACAGCUCCUCGGAGCAGCUGUCCCCCGGCGACCCUGAGGCGUUUGCGGAGGCUCAGCCCGGCGUCGACGUCACCAAGGAGAGCUCAUUCACGGAAGGGGGGCAAGAGCUUUCCAACCCCCCUGUAGCAUCUAGCAACAGCCAGGGUGACACUGAGCAACAGUACACAAGCGAGUUGCACAGAAUCAGUGUUUGUUACGGUUCAGGAAAAGGAGACGAUGACACUUACACCUUCUCUGAUGGCCAAAGCUCCUGUCAGGAUGAGUGCAGUGAGGACGGGGCUCUGGCUGACGACACGCUCGGCUCGGACGCCUCGGGUUUGGCCUCCAAACCGACCAUCUGCAAACAGCCAUGUAUUCUCAUCAUGGACUCGCUGCGAGGUCCGACCCGGUCGACUGUGAUCAAAACUCUGAGAGAGUACCUGGAGGUGGAGUGGGAGGUGCGUAAAGGGACUCAGCGGAGUUUUGGGAAGGACGUGAUGAGGGGCUCCAGCCCACGUGUGCCUCAGCAGGAUAACUUCAGCGACUGUGGAGUUUACGUCCUACAGUAUGUGGAGAGCUUCUUCGAGAAUCCAAUUACCAGUUUUCACCUGAAGGUCAACCUGUCGGACUGGUUUCCUCAGCAGAGGAUGAAGACGAAGCGUGAGGAGAUCAAAGAGCUCAUCCUGAAGAUUCAGACUCAGCAAGAACUGGACAAGAAGGAGUCGGAGCAGGCCCAGGCGCCACCCGGCUCUCCUGAGGAGCCUCAGAUCGAAGAGACACAUGGGUCAGCAGCCCGGUCCGAGUACCUGGCCGUCAGCCCCUGAGCCGACCCCGCCCUCGUCCUCCCCCGUGGGAGUGGCCAAGCCUAACUGUAAGCUGCUGGUUCAACGUGUCUGAAACGGUCCCUCUAUUAACCACAGACAUCAAACACACCUUUAAAUUUGUACUGAAAAAAACACAAACUGUAAAUAUGUUGGAAUUUUCCCGCUGCCUUUGUAAUUUACUGUUUUACGACUCCGCCAUGAAGUGGCUCAUUAAGUUGUUUUCAUAGUUCUCUCCUGGAGGAUCUGUGCAGAAGAUACUGUCUGGCUCUUGCAUCGUUAUUAUGUAUGCUUACAAGUUGUGUAGAGAAAGACAAUAAUAAUAAUAAAAGCAUAGAGAAAGUUGCUGUUUUUCCGAAGUUAAUAAUCCACCCGCUCGGCUCAGAGACUGUUUUCACGGAGUUGACAUCCAGCUCACGAGUCACAUACGUAGUUCAGUGCUUGUUGUGUCUCUUCGAUGUGGACUGGAUCGACAUGUUCAGCAUUAAAAGCAGCCCAAGAUGCAAGAGCA